This is a messenger RNA of Mesorhabditis spiculigera, 7056 nucleotides long. The record is from the annotation of a GenBank genome assembly. Lineage: Eukaryota; Metazoa; Nematoda; Chromadorea; Rhabditida; Rhabditidae.
AUGGAUCCAUUCAGCUUUGUAUUGGCGGCACCCACAAAUAAACGAUUUGUUAAGAAGCGACGUGUUGAGCCCGAACCUGUAUCAGAUGAUGUCGAGCCGGAGUCCUCCUAUCACUAUGAGCAACUGCAGCAGGGCAGUGCCGAGCUAAAGGAGCUCGAGCAUAUGCUCCACAGCCAUUUAUCCGACAAGUCCCUCAAGCUGACCGUCCAUAAGGCCGACAAAAUCCACAACCCCUGGCUAUCGCAUCGGUUUUCAAAGUAUUGUAAAUGGCUGAAGGGAAAGGGCUUUCCAAAUACGGAGUCCUGGGGCUUCCAACAAACCCACUACACGAAAGAUGAGCGCGCUUAUAUUGCCACCGAGGGUCUGGCCGUCGACAAUUCGAUCAAUGACGAUUUGGGAGAUCCUAAAAAUGGCGUCUACCUCUCGAAGCACGUCGAUAUGGUCUCACAGCAAUGCUUCGCCUUCACGACUCAAGGCCAACCGCUAGCAGUUGACAUCCUGGUUUGCAAGAUGGCCCUCGGCAAGACGAUGAUGGUGGGCAUGGGAUCAAAGGAUCUGGACCCGAGCCCGAGCUACACUUCGAAUGCCGUCAACCAAGCGCAACAGGAUCGGAAUUCUCGCACGGUCGAUCGCAUCGAUAGCUGUCGGAGAGACAUGGUAAAUAAUUGCAAUCGGGUAUUUGGCAAAUUGACCCGCUACGACCUGCAGCCAUCUGUGUAUGAAGGACCGCUCCAGCUACUCGGCUUGAUGCUGCCGAUUUCACUUACCUCACCUGUUGACGCGCUCUGGAAACCAGAAAUUUUGUCCCCAGACCUAGACUUCUCGACGCUAGCCACCUGGAAAGCAGCCCUUGAUGACCCAAUUCUCGGCGAAUUCAUGGAAAAGGACAAUCGUGGUCUUCUCCUGCGCAAGCCCUACAUAUCGUUGAAAAGCGGAUGGAUGGCCACCUACUUUCUCGUGAGACCAGAAGCGGAUGGGGAGCGCUUUAGAAGCCUUGUCAGUGCGCUCACCAACACGAGGACGCUGCUGCUCGUGGUCGAAGGCGAUUUCCAAGUGUCCCUCAUACCGCCUGGUGAGAUCAGCGACCACCUUGGAUUUCCUGCAUUGACCGCCGGACCUCAUCUCCAUUUGAUCCUCACCAAAAAUCGCCAUCUUUAUUCCGGCAGCCGUCUGGAUAGCAAUGUCGAAAUGAAGGGCACAACGCGCUAUCCAAGCGUUAUCGACGAGGUUGACCCAUCUCAACCGCUACUUGCCGACAUGAUCCUCGAAGACCAUGCCAAUCUUAUCGACGGCGACUCCGGCAUCAACGCAUAUGUUAGGAAUGGAAGAAAAGCCGAGAAGGACGGAAAAGCCGCGUCGCGGGAAAAGCCGUUGUUGCCUCCUUUCGGCUCCGAGAUGCUGAAAAGCACACAAUUGUCUAUGCGGCCGCCAAAAAGUGAUGCCAAAGCGAUCAACGAAGGAAAAGCGUCUGACGUCCGCCCGGUCAAGUCUUCAUCAAAUGAUGAUGCUAAAAAUUCAAAGGAAGAUCCGCGGUCCAAGCGUCCGAACCCGGAAGUCGAAUAUGAACCGAAAUCGCCUACCUAUGGCGAAAUUGAUGACAUGGCACCGGUCGGGGAUCCUCGAAAGGUUCCCGCGAAGCCCGUAGAGGAAGUGUACGAACCGAAAUCCCCGACUUACGGCGAUAUUGACGAUCUGGAGCCCGUCUCGGCAAUGUUGGACCCGCGGAAGCAGCCGCCGGCAGCCACGUCGGUGCCUAUCGUCGACUUCCGGAGUAUCUUAUCUUCCGGCGGCAGAGCUGCGACGAAAGAAGAACGCCCAGCCAGUGAAGCACAGGCUGAGGACGAGUCUCCCAAGCAUCCCCCCAAGAAGUCCCAUGCUCAAGAGCCGCGGAAGCGGUUAUCUGAACUCCCGAUGCCACCAAAGGCCAUGAAUAAGGAAGAGUACGACCCGGAAACGAUGGAAUUUUCCACCGACCUCCACGGCUUUGAUGCAGACGCAAGCCCUGCCCCGUCGCCGCGAAAUGACGAUCUGGACUCAUUAAAUGGAGCUUCAUCGCCUAGCCAUGCCGACGAAGAAGACCUGAGACCCGUCAAUCAAUUUGAGCCCCUUGUUCAACCGCAAGAACCGCGCCCCGCUAUUACCAUGCAUGACGACGAGCCAUCAAACCACGCCAACCAUUUUGCCCUCGCCAACAUUUUCGGAAUGGCCUCCCGGCCGCAGGUAAAACCAAUCCCGCCCAAAGAUCAACAACGGCUGGUCGAGGCCGAGCAAGCUGUUAAAGCCCUCGGCCAAGAAGCCAUUGAAGCCGCUACCGUGAUGAAUCGCCUCCUCUCGAUUCCGCACGUCACCGACACGGCCGACGCAGAGAAGAUGAUGACCGAGGCUGGGGCUAAGGUUGACGCCGUCGCGGAACUUGUACAAGAUAAGCUCAGAAAAGCCAAGGACCUCGACCAACUCGACAUCGAGUUCAACGCCAAGAAGGCCGAAUUCGAAAAGUGGCUAAAUCGAGCUGAAGAUGAAGCCGCGGCCAUUGGGCCGUUGAAGACGAGCGCGGAGGAGUUGAAGGAGCAGAAGAAGGAGUGCGCCGAGCUGAUCGAUCGACUGCCAGAAGGGCAGCCCAAUUUGGAGGCGUUGGAGAGGAUGUCGAUGGCUAUUGCGGAGUUGGAGACGGUUCCUGGAAGCCGCGCAAGCAGCGUCCCACGCAACGUCAUGGACCUACGCUCCCGCUACGACCAGCUCGGCUCGUCGCUCCAAGACCGCAGCGACCGCAUCGGCGAGCAGCUCGACAAGACCGCACAGCUUGAAGGCCAAGCUGAAGCAGUCCAUCGGUGGAUCGCCGAGCAGCGAGCGAGACUAGCUAAUGAGCUCCCCCUCGAACUCAACGACAACGCCGUAAAAGCUGCACGCGACAAGCUGGAGAAGAUCGAGAAGGAUUCCCGCCAAGGCCAACGGCAAAUGGAUGAAGUUCGAAUGCAGGCUCGAGAACUCGCGCGCACCAACGCGGAAGCCGGGCGGACGAUUGGACAGCUCGAGAGGGCUUUGGACCUUGAAUGGGAGGCGCUGCAAACUGGGCAAGAUGCCGCACGGAAGCGCAUAGAUCAGGCAGAGAAGGUUGUUGACCGUCUUGGUCAGCUCGAUCGGUGGAUUGGGGGCAAGCAAAGGCUUGUUGAUGCUCUACCGGCACCGUCGACGGAGCCACAUGAGGCCAAGGGGUUGAGGAAUCAUAUUGAUAUGUUGAAGCUCGACGCCGACAACGAGCAGUCCAGUCUCGACCAAGUCGCCAACCUGGCCGAGAAGCUCCUCAACGAAGCCGAGAACGAGGCCGACAAGGAGGCCAUCCGAAACAGGAUGGAGGAGCUGAAGAAAAGGUGGGGCUCCCUCGGCCAGAGCCUCGAUUCUCGUGACGAACAAGCCCGCAGCGCCGCACAUCUUGGAGCUGAUAUCCAGCAGCUGGACCGCCAGAUCAAAAAAUCGCUACACGACCUCGAACGUGAAGUCGAUGCGGCUAGCCGACUCCCCUCCAACGAGAUCGAGAAACAGCUGGCCUUGUUGGACUCGUUGAAGCAGAGGGAGGGAUCGGUGGAAGAACUCAUCGACGCCCUUGCCGAAAAGGAAGCGGAAGCCGGCAGCAUCGGCAUAGACGCCGGAAACCGUGCGGAAAUUGCUGAUAUCACCCAGGGGAACAGGACGAAGGCUGCUGAGCUUGACAAGAAGAUCGACUCGGUAAAGCAGGCGGCUCUGACAGUGCGUGGCGAGGGUGACGCUCUCGAGAAGCGGCUGGACGCCCUGCUUGGGGACGUGCAGCUGGCAGCUCUAGAAGUGAAUAACGCACCGCCAAUCUGCGCGGACCCCACGAAGCUGGCGGAGGCGAUGGGACGGUUUGAGAAGGUGUACAGCGGAGUGCUAGGAAGGGAGGGCGACGUCAGCCUGGUCAGGGCCAAGGUGCAAGAGCAGUUGCUGAACAACCCGGAAGCCAAACCAGAGCUUCGGGCAAAGCUUGACCGGCUUGACAAGGAGUGGCCACCACUUUUGGAGGCGACUAAGGAGAAGAGGAACGCUUUGGACAAGGCCAACGAGCUGGUCAAGCAGUUCAAAGACGCCGAGAAGACGUUGAAGCAGCAUUUGGAAGAUGAGGAAAAGGAAUUGGCCAAGGCCAUCGAGGCGGCCCUUGGAGAAGAUAAUCCGACAGACGCCUUCCGACCCCUUGAAGCUUCGAUCGAUCGCAGAGUGAACGAAGCUGAAGCCCUAGAUGGACUUGCUGAGAAGAUCGAGAAAACCGCUCCCGGACCGGAUGCCCGGCACCUGAAACGUGGGGCCGAAAACCUGCUUGAUGACGUCAGAGCUCAUGGGAAGAAGGCGAGAACGGCACUGCAGGUCGCCCAGAAAAAGGCCGACCUCCACGCGCGGUUCAAGCGAUUGGCCGAUGAAGCCUAUGGACUUUGCGCUGCCCGUGAAGCUGAUCUUGAUAGAGAUCAAGGGCAUUUGAAUCGAGAACGCCUUCAAGCCAAGCUCUCUGAAGUCGAGGCAUACUGGGCGAAGACGGGGCGCGAGCUGAAGCAGCUCUCCGAUGAGUUGAGCCCGAUUCUGCCGGAAGAGCAGGCCCAACAGACCCGCGAGACGGUAGAUGAACUGGAGGGGCUGUUUGAGAACCUGUUGGACAAGAUGAGAUCCGUCGACGGCAAGCUGGCCGAAAAGAAGGACGAAGCCGAGCGCGCGCGCGAGAAGACGAACCGCCUGGCGACGAGGCUGAACUCCUUGUACUCGGACCUCAACGACCUCGAGCCGAUCGGGCGCAGCGCGGAGGAGCUGGAGCGUCAGCGCGCGCAGUGCGAAGAGAUGGAGUCCGAGCUUGGCGAGCGGGACAAGGAGCUGGCUGACGUUGAAGCCGUUUGGGACGCGGCUGUCAACCACGGAGCCGUCACGCCCGAGCAGUUCGACAACAACCAGCAGCAUGUCGACGACUUGAAGAGGCUAAUCGGCAAGGGCAAACGGAAGCUCGGCGACCGCCACAAGAAGAUCAACGCCAUCGGUGAGGAGGUCGCCAGGGUGGAAAGCGAAGCCAAUGCGGUGAUCAACGACAUUCAUCAGUUGCAAGAGUCCCCGGCCCUACAGAACGAGAAUGGACUUUCAGAGCCAAAAGCUCAAGCCGAGGCCCUCCGUCAACUCAAAGAUCAGCUAAAACCCACUGCAGAACGAGCUAAAGCCGUCCAGGGUGAAUGCAAGGCGCUGAUCAAGUCUGCGGCUCCUGAAGCUGACACCAAGCAGCUGAGCCAAAUCCUACAAGACGUCUCCAAGGCCCUUGGCGAAGUCGAUGCCCAGAUUGGCGCCCGACAGCUCGCUGUUGAUGCCGCCGUGCAGCAGAUGGGCAGCUACAACGAUGCGCAGAGGGACCUCCAAAACUGGCUCGAAGAAACCGAGGAGCUAGUCGACAACCAGAAGCUCCCCUCAGCAGACGCCAAAGUCGCUCGUGCUCAGCUCCCGAGCUAUGAUGUCAUCCUGAAGCACAUCGAGGACAAGCAGGCCUCAGUUGAUGGCUUCCAGCAGAUGAUCGGCAAGCUGGCCGCCCUCACUUCUGAUGCUGACGAGAAACGGGCGCUGUCGGCAAAGGCUGACGAGGCGGAAGUAGCCAUGCAGCUGAGCGAUGAAGUCUCCCAACUGUGCAAGGAAAGAACAGAAAUUCUUGGCCAAACCCUCGCCCACGUCGACGAGAUCGGCCACUCGUUCGAGGACAUGAACCGCUGGCUCGACGAGGUCGAGCGAGAUCUAGCUGGUCAGCCAUCCGUCACGACAGCUACUCCUUCGCAUGAGUUGGCCAAGCAGCAGCAGCACAACUUGGAGCUCUCCGCCGUCAUCGCCGCCCAAACCCCAUUGGUCGAGCGCUUCGAGUACAACGUCAACUCCCUUGCCGAACUCGUCGGCCCCGCCGAUGUCCAAGCUCUGCGCCAAAUCUACGAUCAAAUUGUUGGCCGCUACAAUGACGUGAAAAACCAAGUGAAAUCGAGAGGAGAAGCCAUUGACAGUAUCUUGGAUGCGACAGAGGCAUUCGGCGAUCGUCUCGACGUCUUCUUGGCGACGCUGGAAGGAGCCGCAGAAUCGCUACGUCAGCCAGCCGCUGUGUCGGCAGACCCUGGGUUGCUCCAGAAUCGCAUUGCCGAGAAUGAGGCGCUUUUGGACUCGUUGAGGGAGAAGGAAGCCGCCCUCGACGCGAUGAAGGAACGAGCAAACGAGCUUCUCGCCAGGGCACAGCCAGGCGAUGCUGCCGCUUCAGAAGUGGCCGCCAAGAUCCAGGCCCUCGAGCAGUUGUGGGGCGAAAUCGGAAGAGGUGCCGAGAUGCGCGGCGCGUUCCUCAACGACGCGCUCGCCAAGGCGCACCAAUUCUGGGCCGAGCUCGACGACUGCCAGAAGGCCAUCGACGACUUGAAGCUGUUCUCCGACAAGAGCCUCCACCUCGGCAAGGCCAUGGAGGAGGCCAUGCAGUUCCACGACGACCUGUCGGCGCUGCACGAGUUUUUGGAGGCUGCUGAGCAGAUCGAAGCCGCCGCGGACGCGCGCGCGGAAGCGCUGCGGAAGGCGAUGGAACAAGCCGAAGACUUUGACGCGAAGGCCCAUGGGCUGUUGGCUUGGAUGGACGGGCUGGACGACAGGUUGAAGGCCGCCGGAAAGGAGCCCAACCUCGACAAGGCCAUCCCCGCCGCGCAGGCCGUGCUCGACGAGUUGAAGGAAGUCGAAGAUCAAGCCCUCGAAAAGGUGGCCGACCUCAAGGAGCAGCGCCAGAAGAGCGAGGAGCGCGAGAAGGCCAUCAAGGAGCUGAUCACCUUCGUCACCAAGAAGCGCGGUGAGCUGGGCGACAUGAUCGCGGCGCCGACGCCUGAAGAUUUGGAUACGGUAGACCGAAUGCUGCAAGACUACGAGCUGCUCGACUUUGAGCUGCGAGAGAAGCAGCCGGAUGUCGAGGAGACGAUCCAGGGCGGCCAGAAGGAUAAAGGAGAUGAAGCGGCUGGAGGGAUGGGAAUGGGAGGAUUGGAAGGAGAGAUACUGCGACUGGAACGACCACGC